This is a messenger RNA of Parnassius apollo (apollo), 657 nucleotides long. NCBI's taxonomy places the organism in Eukaryota, Metazoa, Arthropoda, Insecta, Lepidoptera, Papilionidae. The record is from the annotation of a GenBank genome assembly.
AUGCAAGCUACCAGCGAACUUCGGCGUACUGAUAGGCGUGCUACUGACCCACAACAUCUUUUAUACAUCGCUGCUAAAAUCAUGAGGUUGAGAGUUAGUAAAUGUGUCAACGUUGCGUUUAAGCAUGUUGGACAAGGUACUUCAAUUACGAAAGAGACCAUUCAAUCUGAAGAAUAUAUAAAUAAUUGUUUAGAAACAAAUCUCUCAUUUCUUCGAUGCAUACCAAAUUCUGCUUGGUUUUGGUCAGAUCGCAAAAAAGAUGUUUUUGCAAUGAUUAGGCAAUUAGGGCCACCAAAUGCUUUUAUGACUCUCAGCGCCAAUGAAAUUGGCUGGGAAAAUAUGUUGAAAUUAUUGUACAAAUUGAAAAACGAGGGAACGGAAAUUUCAGAUGAGUUUUUAGCAGAAAUGAGUUAUGUGCAUAAAGCUCAACUUGUGAAUGAAGAUGCCGUAACUUGUGCUAUCUAUUUUAAUAAAAUGGUAAAUUGUCUGUUAAAAAUUUUGCAAUCAAAGAAAAGAAGUCCAUUCGGAAAAUAUAGAGUAAUAAAUUAUUUCAAAAGAGUAGAAUUUCAACAUCGUGGUAGCCCACAUGCUCAUAUUCAACUUUGGUUGGGCAAUGUUCCUGAAGAUUCAUUAAGUAAUGAUCCCGAAAUAAUUUAA